Messenger RNA from Manduca sexta (tobacco hornworm), 8232 nucleotides. RefSeq names its product microprocessor complex subunit DGCR8 (gene pasha). Bases 170 to 2521 code for a protein of 783 amino acids. The transcript is spliced from 11 exons. Gene Ontology annotation, cellular component: microprocessor complex. The record is from RefSeq and is a predicted model, not a curated record. NCBI's taxonomy places the organism in Eukaryota, Metazoa, Arthropoda, Insecta, Lepidoptera, Sphingidae. Gene Ontology annotation, biological process: primary miRNA processing. Gene Ontology annotation, molecular function: double-stranded RNA binding; primary miRNA binding; identical protein binding.
GAAAGGCGCAUCACUAAACCAUAAUGGCAGAAUUCCAAAAAGCUGUAAAUGCUGCUUUAAAUCUCGUACUAAAUUGACGCCUUUGUUUACGUGUGAAUUAUUUCGAAUUAUUGUAUUCGUACCUUUUAUGUGUUAUAUAAAGUAUAUUUUGUAAAGUAUAUUGCAGUAUAUGUUUUACUAUAUACGCGGCAACAUCGACGAGGCAGGUGGAAAAAUGAGUGAAGAGAACCAAGAUAUGGGCUUGCCACCAGCAAAGAAACAAAAGAUAGAUAGUGAUGACCAAGUAGAGGAAGGGGAACAGGUUGACAGCCCUAAACCCGAAGAGACAUUGAACAAAUGUCCCAUAAGUGAAGAUAAAUACAUGAAUUUUGUGACUCGCGAGGAGUUGGAGAAGCUCAGGGAGUUUAAAGUUCUGGAUGAAGUGAGGUCAAAUGACGAGGACAGCAAUGACGAUGACUCCAGUAGUUCUGAUGGCAAAUCUGAAGGGAUUCCAGAGGAUGAAAUUGAGAGAAUGUUAGAGGAAGACUUGCCUGAAGGAUUUAAAGGGACUCGCAAACCUAGGGAGAAGGUUUAUGUUACUCGCCAGAAGAUUGUGCUUGAAGAGAAAGUCGUGGAUCAGUUUGAAAUUCUACCCCUGGACUGGAUGAUGGUACGCCACUACAGUGGAAUGCCGAUUUACAUGCAUCGCGCCACCCGCGUCUGCACGCUCUCCAAGCCCUACUUCCUCGGGAAAGGGAACACCAGGAGGCACGAAAUACCGAUCAGCGCGAUACCUUGCUACGCGUACAGAAGAGCGUUAGAGGAAGAAGAGAAGCAAAGGGAAAUCGACAAAAAAAUCGAAGAGCAAAUUCGUAGCGGGGCAUGGCUAAGAAACUACAACAAAGCAAAAGCUGCUAAUAAUAAAACCAAUCAAAAUGAAAAUAACGAUAGUAAUAAAAAUAAUGUAGUUGUCAAUAGUGAAAAUAAUAAUGACGACAAUAAUGGAAACGAAAAUGAAGUUGUCGUUGAUUGUCAUAAUGAAAAUAAUACAAAUACAAAUGAGGAGAAUAAUGCUACAGUCGAAAAUAUUAAUGGAAAUAGUAAUGAAAGUAACAAUACAACUGCCAAUGAAAAUGGUGUAAGCAAUGAGGUGACUAUUGAUGGAAUGACAAAUAAUGGAAAUAGUAUAGAAGAUGUUGACAAUAAUGAAAAUAAUAUAGAAGAUAUUACCGCACAUGCAGAAAAAAAACAUCCCGUUACCAAGGAAUCUGAUGACACCAAGGAAAAUGAUAAUACUCAAAGCAAUCAGACAGGAGCAGAAAGUAAAUGUCCGUUCAACCAUAGCAGUGAGAAACCUUCGGAAGAAGAGAAGACUAUAGAAGAACUAGAUAUACCUCUAAACAGACAGCCUGUAGUACUGCCAGGGGGGAUCGUGAUGCCUCCUCCUAAAGUGGAAACAGUGAACACAUCGUGGAAGUCGCAGCAUCUCACCGCGGAACAAGUCAACAAUUACUGCAAGAAACUUUUCAAGUUUAAGACAGUCAAUAUUAUGCUGUUCAAGCGAUGGGCGGACAGGCGCAAAUACACGAAGGCAAGGAAAGCACUCCAGUACCCCACCUUACCAGAGGGAACUAAACUCAUCACGAUACCAGCCAACCCCAACGCUACCUCCGAGAACGGCGGGUCGAAGGCGAUGAAACGCGACUGGGUGAUGAACAUGGACGGGCGCAGCUACCUCUCCGUGUUCCACGAGUACGUGCGCCGAGCUCUGCAGAAACAACCCGUGUACGAGUUCAAACAACUCGAGAACGCGGCGACGCCGUACCAGGCGACGGUGUACAUCGGCGGCAUGCAGUACGGCGUGGGGCACGGCUCGUCCAAGCGCCAGGCCAAGUCCGCCGCCGCGCGCGCCUCCGUGCACAUCCUCAUCCCCGAGAUGAAGGACGAGCUCGACGCGCACAUGGGGCACGCGCCCGCGCACAACAACGAGCCCGACUUCACCUUCUUCGACUACGUGGGUAUCGAGGACCCGCGCAUCGCGGAGUUCUGCGCGGCGGCGUGUGAACCCUCGCCGCACGCCAUCCUGCGCACGUGCCUGCUGCGCAACUUCGGCGCCGGUGACUGGCACAUACACACCGAGAUGAAAAAGUUGGAGUACCAGAAGAUCGAGCUGACGAUGAAAGUGGGCAAGCACACGGCGACGGUGGUCUGCAAGAACAAGAAGACCGCCAAGCAGCGCGCCUCACAGUCCAUACUGCAGGCAUUACACCCGCAUGUGAGGUCCUGGGGCUCGCUGCUCCGCCUCUACGGACUCCGCUCCGUCAAGAGCUGCAAGGAGAAGAAGAUCGAAGAGCAAGAGAUCACACUCCUACAAGACAAGGCGCAGCACAACGAACCAAACUACGCGGUGUUAGAGAAACUGCGAAAUGAGAUGAGGAAGCUGAGGGAGAGAGACGAAGCUGUAAUGCCUAUCGGAACGCUGUUAUUGACGGACGAUCUGCCUACCCACUCCGCGUCCAACCUUAAUAAUAUCGAUCUGUAAGGCGUUUUUGUUGGCGACAUAUGCGCACGCGCCUCUCAAUAUCUGGCGUGGUUAUAUCAACGUUCUACAGUCAAGUUGUAGUCAUUCAUAUGUAUCUAUAAGGGAUUAGUUUAGCUUUGAAAAGUUUUUUCUUCGACGACAUUAUAACUGUGAACUAAGUGAUAAUGGAACUAUAUUAUUUAUAUUUAAGAGGUCUAUGCAAUCUUGUGAUGAUUAAUAAUAAGGCCUUUGGUCUAAUUAAGUUGAUCAGACGAAUUAUGAUGUAAAAUAAUCACGUAUUCUAGGUUUCUAUAUAAGUAUAAUAUUAAGUUGGUUGCGUCGUAUAAUCGUAAGGGUGAAGUCAUUGAUCAUUUACAUCUAUUGGCACAUUACCUUUAAAACAGAUUGAAAUUAAUAAUAGCGACUUUAAGUGAUAUCAAAAUAGCCAAGAAUUUAGAGCUUACGCGCUUAAUAAUAGUGAUCAAAGUACCAAGUUAUUUAAAAUUAUAUCAUCUCUAGUUUGAAUAGAAAUAUUUUUCUCAAGAAAACGCUAUUUUUUAAAUAAUACGUUUUAAACACAUUAAUCAUGAAAGUCUAGGUCUAACGGAUAUUAGAAUUAAUUUGUGGUAAGGCCUGCUCUUGUACUUAACUUAUAUGUAGCAGAUAAAUACGAUGUCAUAGGUAGUUAGUUACAUUACCAACAUCUAAGACUAAUUACUAUUAAGCACACAAAUAUCCAAGCGAGAUGACGUCACAAUACAAGCCGGCUAAUUUAAGUCAGGGAUGUACUCAAUCGCCACUGGGGUGGGACUGACCCCCAUAGACAAUGCUCCUCUGUGGGGUAUUGUGACGUGCACUGUUUAAUUUAAUCGGACAUAUUUAAUGUAAUUUUUUUGUGUAUAUUUCGCCGUCAGAUGUCUUUAAAGAACUAUGAGUUUCGCCUUUAUUAAAAAACUGUUAUAGUCUUUUGAAGUUCAAGAAAUGAAUUGUACUAGGUCGCGGGGAGAUAUACAAUUCCAUGUUUAGGUAGGUUUGUGACUAAACCAACGUCAUCCGAUAAAUGGUAUUGUUAUUUUGUUCUAAAUCAAAUUCAAAAGAGGACAUCUUAAAAAUCUGAGAUGUAAUAUUUUCAUUCUUUCAUUUCAUUGUUAUCAAAAGUGUUGCGAAUGUCCCUUUAUUUAGGUUAUUGUUAGAUUAUAAUAUUGUCGUCCUUAGAGUAUGAUCGUACCGAUAUAUCGGACGUGUGCGGCAUUACAAUAGCGAUAUUAGACACAAUAUUUUGCACAAACAAUUAAAAAAAUGUACUAGAAAACUAAUUAAUAAAUUACUGUCAAAUGAAAUUUUGUCAUAGUUCAUAAGCAUAUUUAUUUUGUAAGUGAUUUUAGUGAAUCAAUUCUGAAAGUGGUAAAACCUGACCAUAGUAUUGUUUGUUUCUUUCACAUUUUCACCGUGGUAUGAAUUGCUUACAAAUAAUGUAUUUUUUCAUUUUUUUAAUAAGUGAAUAUUAAACGGACCCAACAAAGAGUAAUGUGCUACAGUAAAACAUUGUUCAAACGUUGUAGCGAGGCUCUGUUCGUGUAACAAUUAAUAGAAAUUUACUCGAGUUUGUUUUUGAUGAGUGAAGAUGAUUUAUUUACAUUUUAAACUGUACAAAGUGUGCCUCCGUUUGCGUUGGAUCCGUGGAUUAUAAAUGAGUUGUAAGUUGUUGUUGUCGUGGAUGAUAAAUGUAUUUAAUUAUAAAAUACCUGCUUUGUCACAAAAGCAAUCAUGAUAUACAAAAAUUACUCAAAUUUGAAAAAUCUUUAAAAAAUAUGCUAUCGUAAUUCUGACCUUAAUUUUAAGAUUUACAGUUGAUUGUUGCAUGCAAUCAUUCAUUAAUUAUGCGCUUUUUUGUUUGACAAAUAAUGUUUAGUGACACAUGCGCAUAUCAAGGGCUAUACCGUUAAGUUGAAGUCAUCGCUGUCCCCACUUUAUACAGUCUUAGUACCUAAUUAGUGUUUAAGGUUUAACAUAAGUUGGCAUUUAUAAUACCUACCUUUAAUAGGGCCCAUCCACACGUGACAACCCUUGUCACAAUCAUUUAGUUCACUUUCAGAAUUGACAUGUACAUUACUCAAAGGUGAUAACCCUGGUGCACACAUGCCACUACAAACGUAUAAGUGUACGUUGGUAUAGCCUAGUUCGGACUGCGCUAGAGUUUUAGUCGAUUAGUAAGUAAUUUAGUAAUGUAUCGACUGAAAUUUAGUCGAGUACAAUACAGACACGCUUGUUACACUACUCGACUAACCUACUAGCAUAGUUCGAACUAAUUAAGAGCUGAAGCAAUCACUAUGUAACCCUGUUACUUGUUAUUGAUGUGUGUUGUGCGGGCUAAGUAAGAACAUUGAGUUUCUAUGCAGACAGUUGGAAAUGUGUAGUGUGUUCAUCGCAGCGAUUACACAGCUUCUAGACGUUAUAUAAAAGGCUAUCGGCUUCGAGAAACAUCUGAAUAAAAGAGUAAAUGUAGCCGUUUAAUAUCUUCAAAUCAGUGCGACCACCCCUGAGGCGUAAACACUUCCACAUAAUCUGUUUGAUAAAUAUUAAAGCAGUGUACAAAGCCGUGGUCUAACUAUUAGCAGAUGUCGAGAUAAAAAAAUAUUACAUUUCAUAUUUAUGUCAAUUAUUUGACUUUUAAUUCAUAACUUUUUUGGGAAAUAAAAAAAUAAAAAAAAAGAAAAAAAAGUUUUUAAAAAUGAUGCCGAACGUUAUGUGUUUAAAAUUUUAGCAUUGAGGUUUCUUAAGUCUUAUUAUAUUUGCAUUUGUUUCUGACGAUAGUAGAUAUCAUACUAUCUCUAUAGCUUUGUUGUUUAGCAUUACAUUAAAAGCGACACCCAAUUAAAAUUGUUUUUAUGACUGCAUAAAACUAGUUAUAUUGGGAGGGCCAAUAGUUAUGCAGUUCCCCCCUUUCCACCUUUUUCAAUAAACGAGCCAAAUCGUUUUUUAUUUUUAUCUAAAAAUGAACCAAUCAGAACAAAGAUUUUUUGACACGCUUAAAAAUGACUUAUUUUGAUUGGUCCAUUCUUGGGAUUGGAUUAAAGAUUGAGUUUGAGAUAGUUCAUUGUAAACGGGUGUUUAUAAGACCUCACGUAGAAACGUCACACGUAUCACGUACAAAAUUAGUUAAAGAUUAAAUAUAAGAUGUGUAGAGGCUGCGUAGUCGCUGGUUCAUGGUGUGUUAGAUGUGACUAUGUACGUCGGACUUGGAGAGCUGUUCACUAGAACUAGUCAACAUAGUAUAUGAUAAAUAUUGUAUACGGUCUGAGAUUGUGCACUUGUGAUUUCGUUCAAGUACAAAGUGGCGUGUGUUGCCAGUUAAAUUAACUGUGAAUAAUAUCGGUGCAUUAAUUGCUUUAAAGAUGUACAUAUGCAUGGGUGAAAAUUAUAUUUCUAUGUAUUUAUCGGUUUUGAGACAAUGCUCAAGUACGUGUAUGCGAGGAACUGGAAAUGUUGGAGGAUUAUUUAUCAUUAGUGGUUGUAAUAAAUACAUGACAUUAUCAGGUGAAAUAGUAACUGAACGAGAACAAAUUCUAAACUAUUGAGGAAUUUUACGCGGUUUUUGAUUUCUUAAAAGCAAUAACCAGAAUAAAAAGCGGCGAUAGCCUAGUUGGGUGUGGAAUGGUCUGCCAAGACAAAUGUUCGCAGGUUCAAAUCCCAAUGGCACACACCUCUAACUUUUCUAAAAAAUCAUGUGUGUAUUCUUUGUGAAUUUAUCGUUCGCUUUAACGGUGAAGGAAAACAUCGUGAGGAAACCUGCACAUCUGAGAAGUUCUCUAUAGGAAUUUCGAAGGUGUGUGAAGUCUACCAAUCCGCCAGCGUGGUGGACUAAGGCCUAAUCCCUCAGUAGUAGAGAAGGCCCGUGCUCAGCAGUGGGCGAGUAUAUAAUACAGGGCUGAUAUUAUUAUUAUUAUUAUAAUAACCAGAAUCCCCAGACAAUACAGACCCAAGAGCACUUCCGAUUGGUGCCUACAUAAUAAGUUGCUAUUAUCAAUCAUGGAAAAUUUGAUUGAAUUUGUCUUGAAUCACAUGAAAUGCAGGAAAGCAUCUGUAACAUGUAGUGCGGUAUAAGUUGAGCUAGAAUAAUUAUUAACCGUUAGGAAUCGAGCUAAAUGCAUGUCUUCGCGUUCUAGUCGUUUCUAAAGACGGCAAUAGAAAAAUAAAUAUUUUGUAUAGUUCAAUUAGGUAUUGAUUUCCCACCUCAGCUCCAAUCAUACGAACAAACGAUAAUGAAAAGCCUUGUAUGCUAAAAAUACAAUAAAACAAAAAUGUAUUUUACAAAGUGUCUUAUUCAAAAACAGAUUAUUUACAAAUCAAAUAUCAUUAAUUCGAACACAAUUGUAGAGUUCCUAUCACCGGUCUUGCAUACGUAGUACACGAAAGACAUAUUAAAUUGGUCCUAAGAUAACUUUAUAAUUACAAAUGUACUAUAUUUGUGUCGUUCAAAAUAUCUAAGACAGUUCGCUAAUCAUAGGGUCUAGCCAAAUGCGAAAUAUUGAUAAAUAAUACAACAGUACAGCGUCUUUCUUUCUCUACCCGCUAUGCGAUGUAGUGUAUUACACAAAAAUGAGUAUAAAUAAUGAAAAAUGGUCUCGUCAUUUGCACACUUUCGUCUUUUUCUUCGGGAUUAUUAGUGAUUCGUAUGCGGCUGCAAACAGUAAAGUUUGACUCUCGAAUUUUAACGACCUAAUUAACGUCUGAGAUCUAUAAAAUAAAUUGCAAUAAGUGUGAAUCAUAAAAAAAGGUAAAAAUCGUCGGUUUCAACACAUUUCAUAACAUGUUAACAGUUCAUAAUUUUUUGGACAAAAAUAAAGAAAUUGAUAUGUCGAAUUAUCGAAAUAGUAUGGCUAACAAUGUGAUUCAAUGUUACAUUAAUUCUUUAUUUUAGGUCUAUGGAAUCAUCAAUACAUGUACAUCCAAACGUGAUUGGUUAAAUAAUCGUAUAGUAAAAUCUAAAAACUUGUGUGUUUAACUUAAAAAUCUAUGAUAACUAAUUAAGAAAAUACAAUAUUUAUACACGUAUAGAACCUGCUUUCAACUAAAUCGUUCAUUAUAGUGAUAGCUACUCAUAAAAGUGAUAUAAUUAGUGUAGUCUAAAUAAAUAACAUUUGUACAACACUACGUUACGACUAAUACAAAUUACUGGUACGUCAUUUCACCGAAGUGAUGUGUCUGGGACGGAUUUAGAUGACUAAUUUUAUUUCCAAUGUAUCAGUAAAAUAUCGAUAUAAGUAAACUGAAUUUCAAACGAUAUUCCUGCGCCGAUUCUGCAGUUUUUUGCCCCCUCACACCAUUUGAAUCCGUACCUGACUAAUUAGAACUAAGGUCUUGCUUGUAAGGUCCAAAAUUCUUGGGAGCUAAGCUAUAUCUGCUCUAGAAGUCGUGCGGGUCUAAAAACGUUUAAGGGCUGUAUAAAGGUUUUGUUUAGGCAAAGAAUAUGGCAUAUUUUUUUAUAAUGAAAUCAUCUUUUACGAUCCGCUGUUAUGUCUUAUUUGCACGAUAUAUUCUAGGUAUACAAUAUAGAAUAUUGGAAAUAUAAAAGUAUGUAAUAUUAUGUUGACUUACACAUGCAGGUUAUUGAACUAUAGUGACGCUAUUUGCUUUUGAUUUGAGCCACUAUACUCGUAAUUGUCCACUCAAAUAUAAUAGAAUGCCAACAGUAUGUGAUAUCGAAAUACAUAUUAUUACGUAUAAAUUCG